AUGCAUCCCGUUCAUCAUCCGCCUGUCCCGAGUGUAAUCCCCAUUCAUGAGGAAUUGAGAGAAGGCUGCAAGAUUGAUGUGCACGGCAAAGUACUUCAUGGACAUCAUAAGAACUUCUCAGUGGAGCUUCUAUCUGGACCACACAUUGUUCUUCAUAUAAACUUUCGCUUUCAUCAUGAACAUACCGUCGUGAUGAACUCAUUCAGUCAUGGAUCGUGGGGACCUGAGGUGCGUCAUCAUAAUCCGCUCCAUCACGACAAACACUUUCACCUACACAUCCACGUUCAUCACAGUCAUUAUGAUAUUGAUUGCAAUGGCCAUCGUUUGGCGUCGUUCCAUCAUCGGUUCCCAGCUGCGACAGUUCAAGCUCUCGGUCUGAAAGGAGAGGUUCACGUCGAAAAAGUCAACUUUGAAGGAUUCCAUUUUCACAGAGACUGGAAUGCUCCCAUGAAUUACGGUCACCAAGGAUUCAUUGGAUACGGUACAACAACAUAUGCUGGUCCACAGGUACAAAUCACACCUGGAUACAAUGCAUACCAGUAA
Molecule: messenger RNA, 543 nt
Organism: Ostertagia ostertagi
Lineage: Eukaryota; Metazoa; Nematoda; Chromadorea; Rhabditida; Trichostrongylidae
Source: the annotation of a GenBank genome assembly